CGCCUUCUUCUCGUCGUCGCCUCCCUCGUCUUUCUAUGGGGAGCUCCAUCCCUCGUGUGCGUGAGUGUUGCUGCAGUCCAUCUCUGGCGCCUGCGAAUCCUUCAUGAAAUCGGGGGUGAUCUAAGCAGAAGAGGGCGGAUCUGCGAACCCGAGGCCUUGCCUUUCCCGGUGAGCUGGCUUUCUCUCCUUCCUGUUCACAGACAUUCUCUCCUCACGGUGGUUUGUUGGCGCGAUGCACCCGAUGAUUUGAAUUUUUCGUUGUCAACGGGAGGGUGGUCGGAAUUUCUGAGCCCGAAUUGGAUGGAGUCUGUCGCUGAGUUCUAUGGAGGAUAGGUCUGCAAUACUGCAUCGCCGAUGGGGAGAGGAGCCGGAGUCGUGACUGAACCUUGGUCUGAAUGCGAGAUUCUGCGCGGUCGGUAGUUAGUGGUUUUGUAAUCUGCCUGAGUACCCAGUUCCCUGUGACGAGGUGUGGCGUGGAGUUUUUCCCCGAGGUCACGGUUUCUGGUUAGGGCUUCAUUUCGUUUUUUUUUUUCCAGGAUUGACGGGUGUCGGUGUUGCCUCCUGAGGAAGGUUGUCUACUGGACGGAGCAGCUUCAAUAGAAUGGUUUCGGAGUACUCCUUUGGCUUUGUCUAUAUAACUGCUUUCCCCGGAAUUGGUCGGUCUUUGUAAUCGGCUUCUUUUUCUGAAGUUGAACUGCGGCGUAGUUUCUGUCCUCUUAUGCUUGUUUACCUUCAAAAUCGAGACCAAUUGCCUACCUGAGAUCGCUCAAUUACAGCCUGAACGCUAUCGAGUCUCGGACCCGCGUUAGCCAUUCCGUGGAGCGCUUACGGUGUUAAUCUUCUAGCAGGAGCCGUUCACCUUCGACCUUCUGGCUUUGCAGUCUGUAUUGAGUAUGUUGCAUAUGUUGCAAAUUCCUCCCUGAGUGAAGUGGAAAGGGUUUGGCAAAUUGCUUAGGCUGUCUUUUAUUUACAGCAGGUACUGAAGUCGCAGUCAUAAGCUGCACGAGGACGCUGCAGAUGAGGAUCUAAGGUUGCAGUGAUAAUUGUGGUCACUCAUGAGAGCUUCAGGCUGAACGAGGAUUGCGUCAAAAUGGCAACGUUGGGCCAGGAGCUUGGAGUUGAUGACGAGUGGCAUAGAUCGUACAAUCACAGCCAUAACCAACAACAGGACAAUGACCCCCUUAGUUUUGACACUGUGUCAGAUACUCCAAUGUUGGAUGAAACCAUCGCAAUAGUGAAGGAUAAAGUGUGGAGCUUCCGAGCAGCUCUGAAAGGCAUGGCAGAGGCUCUUGUAAACUUUGGGCUCAGUCCUACUGUUGUGGGCUACUCAACAGUUCCACUCGGUGAAAAUGACUCCCUAGCCGAACAUGAUGAAGGAGAAGAGGCUCUUCGACAAGUUAUCGAUCAAGAAAUCCUUGCCAGGUCCCCAUUUACCGGUCUAUCAGAGGAUGGUGUACAUCAGCGCCGAUUGAACGAGGAGAGCAGCUUGGUGCAUCACGACGAAGAUGUAGAUGAUAGCAAUCAUGCCUUUGUGGAGGCUGGGCGGAAAGAAGCAGAUGAGAUGAAGUCUUUGACGGGAAGGUGGAUGGGAGAACUGGACGACGAAGAUUAUGAGGAUAGACCUAAGAAAGACCAGUGAGUAUGUCGCGCGUUUGUUUAUGGCAGAGUAUGAAGAGCCACCUGCUUGGAAGGUAUUGUGCUAGUAUCUAAGUAUCAAGACAUGCUCGUAGAGUGACCCCUACACUUUUGUGCGUAUUUUGGUGUUGGUAGUCCUUCUUUGCCUCAGGGAAGGGCACGGGCCUCAAGAGUUACGAGCAAUUACGUACUGUCUGGUCUGCGUCUUUGUCAUGCUUCAAAAAUGAGGUUCAGGGCUCGUUAGGAACUUUCUGUUGAUACUGCGAAUGGGCUUUAAGCAAAGCCAGAUCUUCCAAAACGUUGUAUAUUAGUAGAGGAAUGUGAUCCAUAACGUGACUAGAGGUCCUCAUUUAUAUCGUAGUCUUAUUUUGAUCUUCCUGACGACAGGAAAGUUGUCCGACCCUUCUGAAUCAAUACUAUUAAACAUCAUUUAAGAAUGUUGUGUACAAACUGCUGGUAAUCAAAUGGUUACUUUGCCAACUUUUGAACC
Messenger RNA from Marchantia polymorpha subsp. ruderalis, 2125 nucleotides. The record is from the annotation of a GenBank genome assembly. NCBI's taxonomy places the organism in Eukaryota, Viridiplantae, Streptophyta, Marchantiopsida, Marchantiales, Marchantiaceae.